AUGCCGCCACCGAUCCGGGGCUUUGGCGCCGGUCCUGGUGUUGGUGGGCCUUUCCACCAACCCGGCUUUCCUUCUCAUGGGCAACCUCAAGGCGGGCCGAUGGGUGGUAACCAAUAUCUAAAUGCCAACACUCAGAUAAGCUCCUUUGCUGGAGCUAACGGCAACGCCUUUGCCGGUCUUAACGGCUCAGGAUUUGCUGACUCCGGUUUCGGCAGCCAAAGCGCUAGAAUGGGCUUUGCGCAUGGUCCCGCCGCUGGAUUGCAGCAACCCCAACACGGAGGACAGGUGCAGCACAGUGUGUUGAUGGAGCACCCGACAAUGAGAGCCCAAACGAAUAAGGGGAGAAUACGAGAGGUGUGGAAACAUAACCUAGAGGAAGAAAUGGGGGUAUUGAGAGACAUUGUGGACAAGUAUCCAUAUAUUGCCAUGGAUACCGAAUUCCCCGGAGUUGUUGCUAGACCUAUGGGGUCAUUCAGGGGCAAAAGUGAUUAUCACUAUCAAUGUCUACGGACGAACGUCGAUAUGCUCAAGGUUAUCCAAAUCGGCCUGACUCUGUUCAACGAGGAAGGCGAGACACCACCAGCAAGACCCGGACCGGAUUUGGGAUUGGGACCCAAAGCAAUGAAGGCUGCCAGCCAGGGACCUUUCCCGUACUCGUGGCAAUUCAAUUUCAAAUUCUCUCUCCAAGACGACAUGUACAAUGAAAAGUCUAUCGAGUCGCUGCAACAGGCAGGCAUUGAUUUUAACCUUCUUGAACGAGAUGGCAUUGAUCCCAAGGCCUUUGCGGCACUUCUCAUUCCGUCGGGACUAGUAUGUUUUGACGACGCCAGAUGGAUCUCCUUCCACGGAGGCUACGAUUUCGGCUACCUAACAAAGUUGCUGAUUUGUACGCCGCUGCCCAACGACGAGGCGCAGUUCGACAGCAAGAUGAAGCUGUAUUUUCCCACGACAUACGAUGUCAAACAUCUCAUGAAAUACGCCAUACGGCUGCACACUCAGGGAUUCCUCACUCCCAAUGACCCGGCUGUAGUUGAGAUCUUGAACAAAUUCGAACACAAGUCGGGCCUGGAAAACAUUGCCGAGACGUUCAAGGUCAAGCGGAUCGGGUCAGCGCAUCAAGCUGGGUCAGACUCUCUUCUUACUGGCAAAGUGUUCUUCCAGAUGCGGGAUAGAAUCUUCAACGGAGCGAUACCUGAGGACCACAUUGGUAGAGUCUGGGGUCUGGGGGUUCCCGAAGGUCCAAUGGGCCCUAUGAUGCAGCAUGCCGGCAACGACCUCGGCCAGAACGGCGGCACCCCAAGCACGCCCAACCAAGUGCCUGCUAGCCUCAUCAGCAGUCCUGCGGCUGCACAGAAUCACAACUCCAACGGGGUUAUGUCGCACAUGGGCCCUAUGACUCCCGGGGGAGGUGGCGGCGUCUUUGGGAAUUUUGCCUUUGCCGGCAACAGCAGAUAG
Metarhizium album ARSEF 1941 is the source of this 1455-nucleotide messenger RNA. RefSeq names its product CCR4-NOT transcription complex subunit 7. The transcript is spliced from 2 exons. Gene Ontology annotation, cellular component: CCR4-NOT core complex; CCR4-NOT complex; P-body. Lineage: Eukaryota; Fungi; Ascomycota; Sordariomycetes; Hypocreales; Clavicipitaceae. The record is from RefSeq and is a predicted model, not a curated record. Gene Ontology annotation, molecular function: nucleic acid binding; poly(A)-specific ribonuclease activity. The coding region runs from base 1 to 1455 and encodes 484 amino acids.